Messenger RNA from Engraulis encrasicolus (European anchovy), 1977 nucleotides. RefSeq names its product neudesin neurotrophic factor (gene nenf). The coding region runs from base 69 to 557 and encodes 162 amino acids. Gene Ontology annotation, cellular component: endomembrane system; membrane; endoplasmic reticulum. NCBI's taxonomy places the organism in Eukaryota, Metazoa, Chordata, Actinopteri, Clupeiformes, Engraulidae. The transcript has 4 exons. The record is from RefSeq and is a predicted model, not a curated record.
CUCUCCGCCCAAGUCGCAUUUCACCUGCACGGGCAGACUGUAGAUAUCCUUGUAGUAUUUUAAUAGAAAUGCAGUGUAGCAAGAUAUUUGUGUUGGUCUCAGCAUGCGCACUGUAUGUUUGUUUAGCAAGUGGCAAGAAAGUUAAGGAAAAGAAGAUCUCCAAGCCCGUGCGGCUGAUCACCGAGGAAGAGUUGGCGAUGUACGAUGGAAGUCGGGAUGGGCAGCCAAUCUAUAUGGCCAUAAAGGGUGUUGUGUUUGAUGUAACUACCGGAAAAGACUUCUAUGGCAAGGAUGCACCUUACAACGCCUUGGUCGGGAAAGACUCUACAAGAGCUGUGGCAAAGAUGUCUCUGGACCCCGCUGAUUUGACACAUGACACUACUGGUCUGACAAAGGAUCAGCUGGAAUCGCUGGAGCGCGUAUUCACAGGAACCUACAAAGCUAAAUAUCCGAUAGUGGGCUACACGGCACGCUACAUGCUAAACGCAGACGGCAGCCCCAACCAAGACUUUCGACCAGAGGACCAGCCCAAUUUCAACUUGAGAGAAGAGUUAUGAUUGAAAUGUCCUUUUGGGGCGGUUUCAUACAGACAUAAUCAAAGUGAGAAAUAGUUUUGUCAAAUCAGAGUUCAGAUUUGUGUCAGAUCAGGGGUGUGUGUGUGUGUGUGUGUGUGUGUGUGUGUGUGUGUGUGUGUGUGUGUGUGUGUGUGUGUGUGUGUGUGUGUGUGUGUGUGUGUGUGUGUGUGUGUGUGUGUGUGUUAGGGAGAGAGAGAAAGAGAGAGGUGUUCCCCCCAGUGGUAGCAAGACUUAAGAGCCAGUUCAGUUGUACAGGAUGGGAAGGGCCUAUAUGAGUACUUUAUGAAAGUUUCAUUUUUUCUUCCUGACAAAGACAGAGAUUUAAAGGUAGAACGUAUGGUACCUCUUUAAGCAGUCGUUAGAUUCCGUUUCUGUAGGCCUGUAGGCAUUUUUUUGUAAUGCAAUGGACUUACCUCUUUGAAAAAUUCACACUGCUUUUCACAGAAUUUGUCAUCUCUAUGUUUGUUUUGGAUCAAACUGAAAGUUUAUCGACACUGUAAGACAGUGGGUUUAAAAUACUGUUGCUGCUCUUUGAAAGAAAGGUGUUUAAGCAGCAACUAGAUUCAGAAUUUGUAGGCCCUACAUUUUGCUCUGAACAUGCUUCAGUACCUCAAUGAAUGAAUCCCAUUGCAUUUCACAGAAUAUCCUUCUGCAUGCUUUAUAUUUUAGAUCGUAGAAAAAGGAAAAUAAAUAACUGUGACUUGUGAGUUCAGAUAGUCAGUAGUACGCCACAUGCCCUGAAAUUAAAAUAUUUUAGAGAGAGCUUCGCUCAUACAAAAAAUUCAGGACAUAGGACACACAUAACAUACAAGCAACCCACAAUGAACAUAUGGACAAUACCAAAAGUGGCCUAGUGCAUGAUAAGAAGUAACUAGAUAAGUAGAUAACUAGAUAAAUACAUGAUAAGAAGUAACUAGACUGAUAAAUACCUAGUAAAAUAAGACUCUUGUCUAAGGGAUUAAAACAGUGAAAAAAACAAUGAAAGCCAUAAAUAACAUAACAUGAUCAGAUAGGCCUACAGAGAAUCCUAGCCUGUGUUUGGACACUAUAUUGAUAUGAUACGAAAUAUGAUACAUUUCCAGUAACCACGUCAGUGCGUGUGCCCACUGCUCUCCAAUACGCCUUAACACCUUAGCAGCUCUUUGCGCUCGUCGGUGAGGAGGUGGGAGAAAGUGCUGUGGUGGUCCGUCCCCCUACACACGGCGGUUUGAUGAUGCAUGUCUGACCUCAUGUGGGUUUUUUCCCUGGUGGGCUCCGUCUGCGCAGCCCCUCUGUGUGUGGGGGAGGAGUGUCAUAAACACCUGUGAAUGCUGUUUGUUUCAAGGUGGUUUUUAACCAUCAUUUUAUUUUUUGUAUUUAUGAUUAAAGUAUAAUUUCAUUUUAAACAGUUGUAAUUGGUUCA